AACUUCUCAGUGUAUGUUUAACACAAAUAUUUAUAUCUGUAUCACAAAUGCACAUCUAUCAUUUUGUUUGUGGGGUAGGGAGGAACAAUGGGUUAAGAAAGACGGCAAACACAUUUCUCUCCUUCCCAUUUGGCAUUUGCGUAACAUUAGCAGCUGUCCAAAUGUAUGCAUGUCGUUUCCAUCCUGUCUUUUGUUAAAGUAAAUUCAUUAAGUCGGAUUACCACAAUUUCCACCAAAACCUUUGGCUUUUUAACUUCCUUUUCCAGGAAACAAAAAGAGCCAAACAGAAUGUGCAGCCAGUUCAUUUCUUCAGCCAAACUGCUGGGUCUGAGCUUUAAGCAGUUUUCCAGCUCAGAGAUCUAUCUAAUUGGAAGAAUAUCUCUUUCCACAAGUACUUAACCUAACCUCCAGGAUUUUCUUGUGCACCUUUUUUUUCAAGGUCUGUGCCAAAUGAAACCCAGCAGAUAACCAGUGAAAAGGCCUUUCCAGAAUUACUUUAAUGCUUUUUUUAAACUGAUUCCUGCUUAAACCAUGAAUGGAAGUAUCAACGCUUCCAACUGGACAUCUGCUUCUGGGCAAUGCCCCCGAGAUACCAGGACAUCUCAUGUUGUAUUUCCAAUUUUGUACAGCAUUCUUUUCCUUUUGGGAUUUCUACUGAACAGCGUGGCUGUAGUUGCUUUCUUCCAGAUUCCAACCACUUCAAGUUUCAUUGUGUAUCUUAAGAACACCGUGGUCUCCGAUUCCAUCAUGACUCUCAUGCUGCCUUUCAAGAUUCUAACAGAUUCAGAAAUGGGGUUCUGGCAACUUAAAGCAUUUGUUUGCCGUUUUUCAGCGGUAAUAUUUUACCAGACCAUGUAUAUAAGCAUUGUGCUGCUUGGACUUAUUUCCUUAGAUAGGUUUCUCAAGAUCAUUCAGCCGUUUGGGAAAUUCUGGUUGCACAAGAUCUCUUCAGCUAAAGUGGUUUCAUGGUCUGUUUGGCUCUUCUUCUUUGUCCUCUCCUUGCCCAAUGUGAUCUUGACAGACCGUGAGGCUACAUCUCUCCCAGUGAGGAAGUGUGCUUCAUUGAAAAGUGACUUGGGACUGAAAUGGCAUGAAGCUGUCAAUUACAUCUGUCAAAUCGUCUUCUAUACUGUGCUGAUUUUGAUGCUUCUGUUUUAUGUAAUUAUUGCUAAAAAGAUUUAUAGCUCUUAUAAAAGAACCAAGAUAGCAGAGUGUAAAAUUAAACAAAGAGCCAAAAGCAAGGUGUUUAUAAUUGUAGCAGUUUUUUUCAUCUGUUUCGCCCCUUAUCAUUUUGUUCGGGUACCUUAUACUCUUAGCCAAAGUGGCCAGAGUAUGAGUUGUACUAAACAGAAUCAAUUAUUCAUAGCCAAAGAAAGCACUCUCUGGUUAGCUACUGCAAAUAUAUGUAUGGAUCCAUUAAUAUAUGUGUUCUUAUGCCGGAAAUUUAUAGAAAAAGCCUUUUGUUCUAAAUUACAAAAAUCCAGGUAUACAAUUCAAGAAAGUACAACCCUGGCAUUGGAUACUGGAAUAUCUACAUAGAUGUUAUAUUUUCAGUAAAUAAGUGUGGGAAACUGUUUUUAAAUGCCAAUUGCAGGUUAUUAAUAGAAAACAACUAAAUAACAUUCCUCUAUGCUUGGCUAAUACAUCAUUGUAUCUCAAUUACUUGGGUUGUGUAUUUUCUUAUGUGGGAAAAUAGAAUUAUGAUGUUAUCUGCAGGUAUUUCAAAAGGAAGAUCACACAGCUAUUAUCACAGUACAUUUGUUUGAUAAUUGUUUUCUUAAACUGAAAAAUAGAGACAAGCUUUGUUUAGUGCCAUAUUUUGCUCUACAACAGAAUACAGAUCUGUACUCCAAAGCUUUGGCUUUAGACCAAGGGUGUCAAACUCAAUUUCAUGGAGGGCCGCAUCAGGGUCGUGUUUGACUUCAGGGAGCAGAUUGGUGUGGCUAGGGCAGGAAUGGCCAGCUCGACGUCACUUGUGUCGGGGGCACCUCUGGUGACCCGACUGCUCUGCCAGAGAAAACAGGCUCCCAAGCUCCAUUUUCAGCUGCGUUGGCCUUCUGCAACCCUCUGCCAGUGAAAAUAGACCUCAGAAGGGGGGCAGCCCACCUGCCACCUGAACUCUGUUUUUGCUGGCAGAGGCACCACAGGGCUUACUCUUUCCAGGAUAGCCCCAUAGGCCAGAUCUAUGUACCCACGGGCCAAAUACAGCCUUUGGGCCUUCAGUGUAACAUGCCUGCUUUACACAGUGUACUUUCUUUAACCAUUUGGUUACUAUCAAUUCAUUCAUAUGAAAUGGUAUUUUGACUGGGAUUUUUUAAUUGUAAUCAUUUAGGUAUCAGACAAAUAUUUCAGUAUUGUCCCAAGUUUUAAAAAAAAUGUCCUACUAUUCUGCAUUAGUACAUAUUUCAUAUGUCUUAUGAUAUUAUGUAAACCAGCUAGAGAAUGGGGUUUCCGAGUGAACUAAAUAAAUGUUAGAAAUAUAUACAUAUUCUGAUUCUUCUCAAUUCUAUUUUGUAAACAGUCUGUAUGUAUUUCUGCUAUUGCCCAAGAUGUGCCUGAUUGGUAAUAUUGCAUUUCCAAAAUGGUUAUGAUUUUAAUCUUUAAUGUUGCAAUAAACUUGAUCCAGAUUACAUAAAAGGUUAUCUUUACCCAUACCAAUAAGUCCCAAUGUUAUUUUUCUCGAGAGAAUGCCUUUUGACUUCCUACAAGCAUUCCUGGCCCUUAAGGUUAUGCUUACAACAUGAGGGCUUUUUUUCAAUAACCACCCUCCAAUUUGGGAUGAGUUUCCACUGGAUCUUUGUAAAGUUCUUUUCUCACUUCCCUUGAAAAAAAACAUUUGGCUUUCCUUGAAUAGUAUUUUUGGGUGGUUGCUUUUAGUUGUCAUCAUUCCCCUUUAUUAUCUUUACUGAUUUUAUCUGUUUUAUUAUACUUUUUAAUAGUAUGUAC
Thamnophis elegans (Western terrestrial garter snake) is the source of this 2946-nucleotide messenger RNA. It is a transcript of the gene P2RY13, whose product is annotated as purinergic receptor P2Y13. The record is from RefSeq and is a predicted model, not a curated record. The transcript has 2 exons. Gene Ontology annotation, molecular function: G protein-coupled purinergic nucleotide receptor activity. NCBI's taxonomy places the organism in Eukaryota, Metazoa, Chordata, Lepidosauria, Squamata, Natricidae. Gene Ontology annotation, cellular component: membrane. The coding region runs from base 532 to 1539 and encodes 335 amino acids. Gene Ontology annotation, biological process: G protein-coupled receptor signaling pathway; negative regulation of adenylate cyclase activity.